CUUUAGGAUUGGGUUUGCAUUUCUCCUCAGAAGGGGCCAGCUUGUACAUGAAGAAGGGGGGGUUGAACAUUUGGGAAAGCCCUUUUUUCUUGGACUGCUGACGCGUACCGCGGCUACGUGCUGCUCCGGAGCCCCGCGGAUUACUUUCCGACUUUAACAGCCUCCACCAUGAUACUUCACUUUCUAGCUUUGGGGGCCUUUGUUUUUCAGACUGAAUGUUACUUUUCGGAGGAGAAGUAUCCAGAGGAGUCGAAAAUGCAGCCUCCAACCGUGGUUAUCGCUAUCAUAGCGAGAAAUACUGGUCACUCCCUGCCGUACUACCUCGGAGCUCUGGAGAGACUCAACUACCCCAAAGAUCGCAUCUCUGUGUGGGCAGCCACGGAUCACAACAUAGAUAACACCACAGCCAUACUGAAGGAGUGGCUGACUGUCAUGCAGAAAUAUUACCAUUAUGUUGAGUGGAGACCAAUGGACAAGCCAAUGUCCUAUGCUGGAGAGCUGGGUCCUAAGCAUUGGCCCAACAGCAGAUACGAAUAUGUGAUGAAGCUGAAACAAGCAGCGCUCAACUUUGCCAGGAAACGCUGGGCUGAUUAUAUCUUGUACGCAGACACGGACAAUAUCCUCACAAAUCCAGAAUCCCUCAACCUGCUGAUAGCAGAAAACAAGUCAGUCAUCGCUCCUAUGUUAGAUUCUCCGGGGGCGUACUCUAACUACUGGUGUGGUAUUACUCCACAGGGAUAUUAUCGUCGAACAGCAGAGUACUUCCCCACUCGUCAUCGUCACCGAGUGGGCUGCUUCCCUGUGCCUAUGGUCCACAGCACCCUGCUGCUGGAUUUGAGGAAGGAGGGCAUGAAAAAACUUGCUUUCUAUCCUCCUCAUGAGGACUACUCGUGGCCCUACGACGAUAUUAUUGUUUUCGCCUUCUCCUGUCGGGCUGCAGAGAUACAGGUGUACCUGUGCAACAAGGAGCGUUACGGCUACCUGAACGUUCCAGCCAAACCGCACUUCACCUUAGAAGACGAUCGUCUCAACUUUGUCCAUGUUCACCUUGAGUCUAUGAUCGACGGGCCACCCAUGUACCCUUCCCGUUUCAUCCACAUGUUUCCAAAACAGAGAGACCUCCUGGGAUUUGAUGAGAUUUAUCUGAUUAACCUGCGACGGCGUGCUGACCGCAGAGACAGGAUGUUGUUCUCUCUAAACGAGCUUGAGAUUGACGUCAAAGUGGUCGAUGCCGUGGAUGGAAAUGCACUGAACAGCAGUGACAUUAAGAUUUUGGGUGUCGACCUGCUGCCAGGAUACUAUGACCCAUUCUCUGGACGCACUCUGACCAAAGGAGAAGUGGGCUGCUUCCUCAGCCACUAUUACAUCUGGAAGGAGAUGGUGGACAUGCAGAUGGAUAAGGCCCUGGUCUUUGAAGACGAUGUUCGCUUUCAGGCCAACUUCAAGCGACGAAUACUCAAAAUGAUGCAGGAUGUGGAGCAGGUGGAGCUGGACUGGGACAUCAUAUACUUGGGCAGAAAGCAGGUGAAUCCUGGAAAGGAGGAGCCAGUGGAGAACAUUCGUAACUUGGUGAUGGCCGACUACUCGUAUUGGACUCUGUCCUACGCCAUCUCCCUACAGGGAGCCCAGAAACUCCUCAAUGCUGAGCCACUUUCCAAGAUGCUGCCUGUCGAUGAAUUCCUCCCCAUUAUGUACGACAAACAUCCGAACGAGGACUACAAAUCCCACUUCCCCAAUAGAAACUUACAAGCCUUCAGUGCGCACCCCCUGCUGGUCCAGCCGUGUCACUACGCCGGUGAUCCCCAGUGGGUGAGCGACACAGAGACAUCGACCCUGUGGGAUGAUGACUCUGUGAGGACUGAUUGGAGGGGCUCCCACAAGACCCUGAAAGGGGCUGCCCCGGCACCCGAGAUGCUGUCAGUUGCCUACAGGGAUGAACUUUAGUGCAGCGCAAAUGUAGCUGAGGAGAAUCUGCAGGUCCACAGGCCAUGAGGCCAGAGAGACUGUUACUGAGGAGAGAGAGAUACUUUCACUCCACCUUGUGUCAUAAAGCUGACAUGCUCAGUGUCAUUUAACCUGAGCUUCUUAGAUAGGAGGCAACAACAUAAGAUAUGGUGUUCGUUUUGGCUUUGUGUAAAGACAUGCACAGUUGUCUCGGUGUAAUAAAUGCGUCAACUUGCACAAUAGAUUUUUCUCAAACAACCCCAUGUUUAGAGUGUUUAUCCUUUUUUUGUGCUUUUCUUUUACUUUGCUCAGUCAUUUAGUUUAGUUGCUUCAUUUGGAGUGUUAAUUCAUUCUGUAUGGUUCGUGUCAACCUGUUUAAAUGUACUCCUGUGAUAGUGCGUAAUCUGUUGAUCAUAUUCUAACCGAGGGUUCAGUAAUUGCACUGUUAACAACUCCUGGCAAGUCUGGAAAAAAAAGUCUGAACUGUAUUGGCUAUUUUUUUUUCUUUUCUUUUUUUCAUGUUGCUAUAAUCUGUCUGUACAUUUCUGUGUUUGUGUGUGUCCUCCACUGGGGACUGGAGAGUUACCACAAAUCUCGAAUGACCAUAAUUGAUGUUUCUUUUUUUCUUAAUUUCUUCCAGACCUUUCUCAAACUUGUGUACCUCUGAAAACUAUGAAAGUUUAUAUUCAUUAAGUAUUUUGUUAGUAGCUCUUACACAUUGAAUGUUUUCUUUUGAUCAGUUUAAGCUUCUUCAGAUUGAUUUUUUUUUUUUCUUAACUUAAUGGAUUAACUUGGAUUAUCUUCUACUCCCUAGCUGUAUUUUAAUAUUUUCACAUUUAGCCAUGUUCAUCCUUAAGAGUUUAACAUGAACUGGAAACAAAAUUACCUUCAUGUAAUUUUGCGCAUAUUACUGAUUUUAAAAUAUUACAUCAUGAUUCGAGAACCGUUUGAGAAGAUUUCAGGUUUUAUGACACUAUUACAACCACGAGAAAUUCAUAAAGUAUAAAUACUUUUUUUUUGAAGGCCCAAUUACUUAUAUAAAAUCCAUGCAACAUGUUGAGGCAUGAAGAGUGUAGCUUUGGUUUUUAUCCAGUUGUUUCCAGUUUUGGAGAGCGUCCACAUGUUAUGUUUAAAAAGUAUAAAUGCUAUGUGUUGCUUAAGUGUUUAAAGGUCUUAUGAAAGUACAGCCUUUAACAGUCUUUUGUAGCAUCGCUGUCGCUAUCCAGGAUUGAGCUGACACUCGUCUAGACAGGGUUGUAGUGCAGGUAACUGAUGUCGCAAGUUUGUGGAUUUGAUCAGGUCAAACUAAACUUGUAUUUCAUUUUUGUGCGCAGUGAUCGACGGUCUGUUUCGUAUAUUGUUUUUUGACAUUGAAGAUUUGUUUUCCUGCAAAUAUCUUAACUUAUUUGUUUUUCUUUGUGAAUCACAGAUGAGUUGCACAACAUGAUGUACGAUACAUGGGUCCAGUUUUGUCUCUGGGUCUACUUUUUGUCUCUGCAUCUU
Messenger RNA from Neolamprologus brichardi, 3447 nucleotides. RefSeq names its product cerebral endothelial cell adhesion molecule (gene cercam). Lineage: Eukaryota; Metazoa; Chordata; Actinopteri; Cichliformes; Cichlidae. The record is from RefSeq and is a predicted model, not a curated record.